CGAGCCCAAUUUUACCCCACAGCGCGUCUCCCCCAAUCGUCUCGCACGUACGGUCUCAGGCGCCUCGGCCUCGCCGCUGCACAGACGCUGGAGACGACGGCGGCGGCGAGAUGACGGUGUUCCACUUCCUCAACUGCGCCUUCCUCACCUUCGGUCCCCACGUCGUCUACUACUCUGCCACCCCCCUGUCAGAGUAUGAUACAAUCGGCACUUCUGUAAAAGCGGCUGUUGUUUAUCUUGGAACUGCACUUGUAAAGCUUGUUUGCUUAGCAACAUUGCUCAAAGUACCUGAGAAUGAUAGCUUUGAUCCCUAUCAGGAGUUAAUGAAAGUUUUUAUUGGGUUCAUUGAUGUAGCUGGACUAUAUUUUGCUCUGACACAGUUGACUCACAGAAACAUCUCUCAGAAUCAUAAGUUCCAGGCUGUUGGUCUUGGUUGGGCUUUUGCUGAUUCGGUUCUGCACCGACUGGCACCUCUGUGGAUUGGGGCAAGAGGGCUUGAAUUUACGUGGGAGUUCAUAUUUCAAGGAAUUGAAGCAAAUGCUAAUCUUGUGAUGACCCUCUCCCUUGCUGCAUUGGGAUCAUUGAUGUGGCUUAGGAAGAACAAGCCUAGGACUUUGGUUCCAAUAAUUUAUGCAUGUGCUCUGCUCUUGGCAACAAUGCCAUCUAUCACAAGUUACUUGAGAAGAUCACUGGAGUGGCAGACACCAAAGGUGGUUGGCUUCGAGCUAUUCUCCUCGCUUGUUAUGGCUUUCAUCAGCUGGCAGCUGUUCUCGGCUUGUCAGAGACCGUUGUAGUGAGUCGACGAUAGCAGUCUCAGUUUUACCUACAGUUUGACGCUCUUGAAGGUGCCUCCUGAUGUAUGUCAAGAAUUAGGAUGAUCCUUGAGCCCUUCCGCUACAAAGCUUUCUUCGUCUUUGAUUAUAGAACAUUUUACUUAGAAUCAUCUGUUGUGAGUUGCAGAGCAGAAAUCCAUGCCUCAAAUGAGUGGUUAUGUAACAGAUGCUAUUCAAGGCAUUUGAGCGGAAAGAGUUUUCUUUUUAAUCUUGCUGUGCAUUUCAUAUCCUAUGUUUGAGUCGCAUCAUCUAGCGUAUAGAUCGUAUAAUUCAGUUAUCUUAUCA
Messenger RNA from Setaria italica (foxtail millet), 1118 nucleotides. RefSeq names its product transmembrane protein 147. The record is from RefSeq and is a predicted model, not a curated record. The transcript is spliced from 7 exons. NCBI's taxonomy places the organism in Eukaryota, Viridiplantae, Streptophyta, Magnoliopsida, Poales, Poaceae. The coding region runs from base 111 to 794 and encodes 227 amino acids.